Messenger RNA from Emys orbicularis (European pond turtle), 3186 nucleotides. RefSeq names its product adenylate cyclase 4 (gene ADCY4). The record is from RefSeq and is a predicted model, not a curated record. The transcript has 25 exons. Lineage: Eukaryota; Metazoa; Chordata; Testudines; Emydidae. Gene Ontology annotation, biological process: adenylate cyclase-activating G protein-coupled receptor signaling pathway; cAMP biosynthetic process; intracellular signal transduction. Gene Ontology annotation, molecular function: adenylate cyclase activity. Bases 265 to 3186 code for a protein of 973 amino acids. Gene Ontology annotation, cellular component: plasma membrane.
CUGUUCUACGAGACCUACUACAGCCUGAGCCAGCUGUACCCGCUGCUGCUGCUGCUGCUGCUCAUCGUGCUGGGCGCCUGCCUGGCCCUCCUCACCAUCCACCUGGCCAGCGGGAGGGAAUUCUCCUCCAACCUGAGCUUCCUCAUCACCUUAUUCGUGGCCCUGGCUGUUUUCUCCCUCAUCCUCAUCCUGGUCUGCAUCGAGAGCAUCUUCCAGGAAUGCACAAGGGUCUUCUCGGCCAUCAUCUGGGCUUGUCUCCUAGCCAUGGGCUACAUCUUUGUAUUCACCAGCGGAGUGGUCAGUGCCUGGGACCAGGUCUCAUUCUUCCUCUUCAUCAUCUUUACCGUGUAUACCAUGCUGCCCGUGUGCAUGCGGGAUGCCGUGGUCGCUGGCCUUGCCUCCUCCCUCUCCCACAUCAUUGUUUUGGGCGUCUACCUGUCAGCUGGGCGGGGGUCACGGGCUGAGCUAGCUGUGCAGCUGCUGGCCAACACGGUGAUCUUCAUCUGUGGCAACCUGGUGGGAGCCUAUCACAAGCACCUGAUGGAGGUGGCUUUGCAGGAGACCUUCCAGGAGACCUUCAAACUCAUCCAGUCCCGAGUCAAGCUGGAGUCUGAGAAACGGCACCAGGAGCACCUCCUUCUCUCCAUCCUGCCCGCGUACAUUGCCAUGGAGAUGAAGGCCGAGAUCAUCGAGCGGCUGCGGGAUGGGGGGCAUCAGGAAAGUCCAAACAAUUUCCACAACCUUUACGUCAAGCACCACAAGAACGUCAGCAUCCUGUACGCCGACAUCGUGGGGUUCACAAGGCUGGCCAGCGAGUGCUCCCCGAAAGAGCUGGUCCUGAUGCUCAAUGAGCUUUUCGGCAAGUUUGACCAGAUUGCCAAGGACAAUGAGUGCAUGCGCAUCAAGAUCUUGGGUGACUGCUACUACUGCGUCUCGGGCCUGCCAGUCUCGCUCCCCAACCACGCACGCAACUGUGUCAAGAUGGGAUUGGACAUGUGCCGGGCUAUCAAGAAGCUACGGGAUGCCACCGGUGUGGACAUCAACAUGCGGGUUGGGGUGCACUCGGGGAACGUGCUGUGCGGGGUCAUAGGGCUCCAGAAGUGGCAGUACGAUGUCUGGUCCCACGAUGUGACGCUGGCUAACCACAUGGAGGCUGGAGGAGUGCCAGGGAGGGUGCAUAUAACAGAGGCCACCUUGUCUCACCUGGGAGGGGUCUAUGCUGUGGAGGAAACCUGUCGCUGGCAGCGUGACCCCUUCCUGAAGGAGAACAAAGUAAAGACGUUCCUGGUCAUUGACCCCUGGGCGGGAGCGGAAAGCUGCGACACCCUGUCCCCGGUGCCCGGGGAAGGCCCGAAGAUGAGGGCGUCGGUCCGUAUGACCCGCUACCUGGAGUCCUGGGGGGCCGCCAAGCCCUUUGCCAACCUCAAGCACCUCGAUACCAUCCCAGCUGAUCAGCCAGGAUUCACCAGGAACAACCAUUCGGAUAGCUCUCUGGGGUCCCUGAACCAGUCAAAGACCAUGGAGCGGGUUCGUUCCCCCAAGGGGCCGGAUGAGGAGCUCGAUGGGGUGGAUGAGAAAUUCUUCCAGGUGUUGGAACAGCUCAACUCCCAGAAACAGUGGAAGAAGUCGGAGGAUUUUAACCGCAUCACCCUGUACUUCAAGGAGAAACUCAUGGAGAAGGAGUAUCGACUCUCCGCUCUGCCUGCCUUCAAGUACUACACGGCCUGCACCUUCCUGGUCUUCCUCUCCAACUUCCUCAUCCAGAUGCUGGUGGCCCACAAGACCCCAGCUCUAGGAAUCUCCUACGGCAUCUCCUUCUUCCUCUUCAUCCUCCUCCUCUUCAUCUGCUUCGCUGGGAACCUGGCGAAGUGCUUCCAGAAAGGCCCCAAGAUGCUGUACUGGGUGCCCUCCCUCUCCACGGCUGUCUGCACCCAGCCCUGGCUCCGGGUCACCCUGGGCGUCACCACCAUCCUGGUCGUCCUCACCAUGGCGAUGUUCAACUUCUUCUUCAUACCCAGGCCCUGGUGUCCUCCACCAUCCCAUAAUCCCACGGUGCCAGUGAAUGCCACACGAGAAUCUCCCUCGACCGAUUCCUUAUUCAGCAUUCCGUACUACGUUUACUGUUGCAUCCUGGGACUCCUCUCCUGCUCACUCUUCCUCCACAUGAAUUUUGAACUCAAGUUCCUGAUGCUGACACUUUGCCUGGUGAUCUACAAUGUCCUCUUCCUCCGCAGCCACGCCUGGCUCUCCGACUGCUACGUCGGGCGCCUCUACCCCAACCAGACCGUGCUCAGGCCGGGGGUCCUGAAGGAACCCAAGCUGAUGGGAGCCGUUUCCUUCUUUGUCUUCUUCUUCACCCUGCUGGCCCUGGCUAGACAAAACGAGUAUUAUUGCCGCCUUGACUUCUUGUGGAAGAAGAAGUUCAAGAAGGAGCGUGAGGAGAUCGAGACCAUGGAGAACCUGAACCGUGUCCUGCUGGAGAAUGUGCUCCCGGCCGACGUGGCGCAGCAAUUCAUUGGCCAGAACCGGCGUAACGAGGACCUUUACCAUCAAUCCUAUGACUGUGUCUGUGUCCUCUUCGCCUCCAUCCCCGACUUCAAGGAGUUUUAUUCCGAGUCCAACGUCAACCACGAAGGGCUGGAGUGUCUGCGGCUGCUCAAUGAGAUCAUUGCGGAUUUUGAUGAGCUGCUCUCGAAGCCAAAAUUCAGUGGUGUGGAGAAGAUCAAGACCAUUGGCAGCACCUACAUGGCAGCUACGGGAUUAAAUGCCACUUCUGGCCAGGACAACCAGCAGGAUGCCGAGAGGAGCUACACUCACCUGGGCAUCAUGGUGGAGUUCGCGGUGGCCCUGAUAGCCAAGCUGGAUAUCAUCAACAAACACUCCUUCAACACCUUCAAACUCCGUGUGGGUAUAAACCAUGGCCCCGUGGUGGCUGGUGUGAUCGGAGCCCAGAAACCCCAAUAUGACAUUUGGGGAAACACGGUGAAUGUGGCGAGUCGCAUGGAGAGCACUGGGGUGCUGGGGAAGAUCCAGGUCACAGAGGAGACAGCUAGGGCCCUGGAGACCCUGGGUUACACCUGCUACCUCCGUGGGGUUAUCAAGGUCAAGGGCAAAGGCCAGCUACGGACCUACUACGUCUGCACCGACCUGUCCCGCUGUGGCCUGCAGGCCCCCAUGCUCAGCUGA